Molecule: messenger RNA, 5626 nt
Organism: Podarcis muralis (Common wall lizard)
Lineage: Eukaryota; Metazoa; Chordata; Lepidosauria; Squamata; Lacertidae
Source: RefSeq, a predicted model, not a curated record
GAGUAAAGCGUGCAAAAUAAAAGACCCCUGCGUUUUUAUUAUACUGGAUUAAGGGGGAAGAAAAGGAUCUCGUUGCAAAACCGAUCGAGCCCUGAAAACAGGGUGGGCGGAAACAUUUCCGAGAUCAAGAUAGUCCAGCUGCAAUUGCGAGAGGCCUCCCCCUCUUUCCCUUCCCCAAGUUUUGAAACGGAUCUCCUUGCUAUUUGCGCGCAGCGAUGGACCACCGAGGCGCUAUUCCGAAGAGAGGCGCCUAGUGAUGCUGGCUGGCCCCGGGCCGGCUAAAGCAGAGCACCAUCUCUUUGGUUCGCCUCCGCUCACUCUCUCCCCGCCUCCCUCCCUUUCCCUCCAGGGAUGAUCCUCCUCCUAAGUCGGAAGGGCUGCUGAGGUCAGAGACAGACGCCAGCUGAGUUUGGGACGCAGCAGCGACGGUUUUUGCGCGGAAAGUGAAUGACGGCGCAAGUCGAGAGUUGACGCUCCUUUGGCAACAAGAGCACCCAAAAAGCCAGGCGGGGUACCUGGUGGGGGCUCCAUGAUGUGGGCCAGGGUUCCGCCGAGAUGGGUGCCGUUUCCUCCACGCACCCGGGACAGUUUCAGGUCUGCAAGAUGCGCCUGAUCUUGGACUAAGCGGCGAAGGGAGCCGGGGUUUAAAGGGAUUUCCUGGAGCAAAGCAAAAGUCUCCUUGGGGAUGGCUGUGAAUCCGGAAGAUGACGACGUCCCCCUCAUUCUCACCUUGGAUGAGGGCAGAAGUCACGGUCCCGAUCCGGAGGGGCUACCCAGCGAAAACCCAGAUGGAGGCAACUAUGACUUGGUCAGUGACACGUCCAGCCCAGCCGCUGGGGACUGCCACCCUCGACGGAGCUGCGGAGGACAAAACUGGGAAAUGAACUACCAGGAGUCAGCAAUUUACCUCCAGGAAGGAGAAAACAACGACAAAUUCUUCACGCACCCUAAGGAUGCCAAAGCGCUCUCUGCCUACCUCUUUGUACACAACCAUCCCUUCUACCUAAUGGAACUGACCACAGCACUGGUGCUCCUGAUGCUCUCCCUCUGUGAGGCGCCUGCGGUCCCUAUGCUUCGCCUUGGCAUCUAUAUCCACGCGACCCUGGAGCUGCUUGCCCUGACUGUUGUGGUGUUUGAGCUCUCUAUGAAGAUGAGAUGGCUGGGCCUGCACACCUACAUUCGACACAAAAGGACCAUGGUCAAGAGCUGUGUUCUGUUGCUGCAGUUUAUAGAGGCAAUUGUAGUGUUGGUGCGUCAGACAUCCCAUGUCCGGAUCACGAGAGCCUUGCGAUGCAUCUUUCUGGUGGACUGCCGUUACUGUGGAGCUGUCAGAAGGAACCUACGACAGAUUUUCCAGUCUCUUCCUCCGUUUAUAGACAUCCUCCUGCUGCUGCUUUUCUUCAUGGUCAUCUUUGCUAUCCUUGGCUUUUAUUUGUUCUCUCCUAACAAGUCUGAUCCUUAUUUCAGCACCUUAGAGAACAGCCUUGUGAAUCUUUUCGUUCUACUGACUACAGCGAAUUUCCCAGAUGUGAUGAUGCCCUCUUAUGCCAGAAGCUCCUGGUCUUGUGUCUUUUUUAUUGUGUAUCUUUCCAUUGAGCUGUACUUCAUUAUGAAUUUGCUACUCGCCGUUGUGUUUGAUACUUUCAAUGAUAUUGAAAAGAAGAAGUUCAGAUCACUGCUGCUUCACAAGCGCACAGCCAUACAACACGCCUACCAACUGCUUGUCAGCAAACAGAGACCCUCUGGAAUCUCCUUCAAGCAGUUUGAUGGGCUGAUGCGGUUUUAUAAACCUCGGAUGAGCGCUCGAGACCGUUACCUUACCUUCAAAGCACUGAAUCAAAGCAAUACCCCUUUAGUCAGUCUAAAGGAUAUGUACAAUUUCUAUGAAGUUGUUGGUUUAAAAUGGAAGGCUAAAAGGAACCGGGAACAUUGGUUUGAUGAUCUUCCACGGACAGCGUUCCUUAUUUUUAAAGGCAUUAAUAUACUUGUGAAUUCCCGGGCCUUCCAGUAUGCCAUGUAUACUCUGUUGGCAGUGAACGGCCUCUGGAUCCUAGUGGAAACCUUUAUGUUGCGAGAUGGGAUCUUCUCACGAGAUGUCCCUUGGAGUUACAUUGUCUUCCUUACAAUCUAUGGGGUUGAAGUGCUCCUGAAGAUCACUGGAUUGGGGCCUAUUGAAUACCUGUCAUCUGGCUGGAACCUCUUUGAUUUUUCUGUCACCUUGUUUGCAUUCUUGGGCCUCCUGGCACUGGCGUUAAACAUGGAGCCGUUCUACUUCAUUGUAGUCCUGCGGCCUCUGCAGUUACUGAGGCUGUUUAAGCUGAAGAAACGCUACCGGAAUGUCUUGGAUACCAUGUUUGAGCUGUUCCCCAGAAUGGCCAGCCUAGGUUUAACAUUGCUCAUCUUCUAUUACUGUUUCGCCAUCAUUGGCAUGGAGUUCUUCUCAGGAAAGCUCUUCCCAAAUUGCUGCAAUGCCAGCACGGUGGCAGAUUCCUAUCGCUGGGUCAACCACACCGUGGGAAACAGGACAGUGAUGGAAGAAGGCUACUACUAUCUCAACAACUUCGACAAUGUUUUGAACAGUUUUGUUACCCUGUUUGAGUUGACAGUCGUCAACGACUGGUACAUCAUUAUGGAAGGGGUGACAUCAGAGACUUCGCACUGGAGCCGCCUCUAUUUCAUGAUUUUCUAUAUUGUGACCAUGGUGGUGAUGACAAUAAUUGUAGCCUUUAUAUUGGAGGCGUUCGUGUUCCGUAUGAACUAUAGCCGGAAGAACCAAGAUUCAGGAGAAGACAUGGGCAUUGUUUUCGAGAGAGAAGUCUCCAAGGAAGAACUGACAGCUGUCGCAGAGCUAUAUGGAAGGAACGGCAUUGCCUCGGCUGCCAGCCAGCUGCUCAAGGUCGUUUCCCAGAUGGACAGGCACAGGCAAACGACCAUGCUGUUCCUGGGGCGGCGAUCGAGGACCAAAAGCGAUUUAAGCAUGAGAAUGUAUGAGGAAGAGAUACAGGAGUGGUACGAAGAGCACUCUAGGAAAGAAGAAAGGCAGUUUCCCUGGCAGGAUGACCAGUCGCUCCAUCAGCCCUCGCCGUUUCCAGGCCUCCGCCAGCGCUCUCAGACCAUUAUCUAAGCCCAGCUAACUUAAGCUGCUGAUUUGUCUGCUGUGCAUUAACCACCCCGUUCACUUACUUUGCAAAGUACGUCUCAGAUUAAUGCAUAGCGUAGCCUGGCAGAAGAAGGUCUCCUGGCGCUCUUGUGUAAGAGAGGUUUGGCUCUCCUCUUUUGCAAAAGCUCAUCCCUGUACUAGGGCCAUUAAGGCAUAACCAGAGUACUGCAGGAUGGCUGGGCAUUAUGCAAGGGAUGGGGGCUGGUUAACAGGGUAGCCACAGUGAAUGCUUCUGGGAUUUGUCUAGUGUAAAGCAGCCAGGGGUUAAUUUGGCUAUCUUUCCCCAGUACAGCUGGAUAAAAUAGUCAGCUGAAGUUAUACAAUCAGGCUGCUUUUCCCCAGGCAUUCCAGCCUCCCAGAAGUGGGUGGCUGGCAUCAGCAGAAAAAAACAAAAUACCACCAUUUACUGCCACUGUUUGCCUGUCUCUAAUUGUAACUAGGCUGCCCAGUUUUCAGCAGGACUGCCCUUUUGAGGUUCAGUUCUGUCCUCAUCAUCUCCAUAAUGGUUCAAUAAGCUGCUGUGGCUCUACAGCAUUUUCCCUUCUCCAACAAGGUUUGUUCCCUGUUGGGCACAAGUCCUCUACUCUCAAACUGGCUGUAACCUGGAAACUGGUGAAUGAAGGAAUCCUACCACUGCAACUAGCAGAGGGCUGCUCGUCGUGGUGGAAGCAGCUCAGCCUGUGGGCAUGUGUUAAAAGCAAUAACUUUGAAAGAAGGAAAACUGACCAAGGUGUAAUCCUGCAGUCACUGCACAGCAGGGUCCAGGUUGAUCCGCAUCACUUGCUGCAAUUUAUUUUUUAUUUUUUAAAAAUUACCAGCUCUUUAUUAGCCGUUGGCUCUGUCUGACAGCCCUCCACCACACAAGCUAGAGGCAAACAGCGAUGCAGCAGAGUUCUCCUUUGGUUUGCAAUAUGAACAUUUGACAACAUGUAAUGCUUGCCUCAAAAAUGACGGUACUGCAGGCUUCCCAAAUUCUUCUCCGGCUUAGAAUGUUACUCUGAGCUGGAGAAGAAUUCCAUGCCUCCCACUUACCUACCUAAACUCUGUUGCUUAUAAGCAGAGAGGAAAGGUCUUUCUCCCCGUGAACUGUUAAUAUUCCCAGCAGCACUGGGAAAUGGAGCUUUCCUUCUCCUCUUGACGGUAUGCCAUAGCAGCACAUAGUGAAGGCAAAGGGGAAGAGACAGAAUUUCCUGGUGCAAGAUAAACAAGCGUGACGGUGCUUUUAUUUGUCCAAUUUUAACUUUAGUAGGCUCAUAAUAAGCCAAGCUGUUUCCCAGGUGGUGUUUUUUUUAAAGAAUAAGGGCUUAUUCUGAGCAAAUCUGUGUUACCACAAGUAAGACAGCGUAGUGUGUGUUUGCAGAAUCGCAGCUGACCUGAUCUGUCCUGAAGACAGACAAGGAGCUUUCCCUAUGGUGGUCAGGGAAGAUGUUCCCUUGAGACAGAUUCUGUCGGCAGAAGCAACCAUUGGUCUUGCAGCACCUGCCUCUAGGCAGAUUCUAAAACCCCAGAUAGUGGCCUGCUCAGGGAAGCCAUGCCUGUUUAACUCAGUUCCAGCCUUCCUUAAGGAGAGAUCGCUUAUGUACAGCAGUACCAAGUGCUGCCUAAGAUGAGGGUGAGAGUUCUGUGGAAGUUUGGGGUUCACACACUGCAGAAAACAUCAACCAGCAGUGAUUGCUGCUUCUGCCUCUUUUGGGGGUGCAUAUAACUUAUUUGCUGUGAUGGAAGGCAAAUUCCAACCUCGUGAUGGUGAAAUGGAAGUUUUGUGCCCCUUCGUGUACCAGACCACUAACUAGCCCAAGGCUAGCCAGUGUGUUGGCCUCCAGAUGUUGGUGAGCUCCAUCAUCCCUGCAUGGCCAGAGAUGAUGGGAAAUGGAGCCCAUCCACAUAUGGAGGGCGCCGUGUUGGCUACCCCUUGAACUAGACUAAGGAUCAAACCUGUGUGCAGCAUUUAUCUGGGCCAACAGCCGCCUCCACUGGUUAUAAACACUUGGGGCCGCUAUUGUUAAAAAGUGUUUUUCUCCUAAUAGCUGAGUACAGUUUCUGCUGCUCUACAAAGCUGGAGUCUGAGGCUUUGAGGGAAACACAAUUGCUCUCCGUAGAAUAUUGCUGUUGUUUCAGAACAGAGACAUGCUUCCUGAGCUGUACUGCUAACUAACUGACCUGUCACUCAACUUGCACUGUAUAUGCCCCCCUCCCCAACUCCUUACCAGAAUAAGCUAGUGAUAAUUCCAGAAACUGCUUCCUGCAGGGUGGAAGGAAAAACAAACCUCAGCGAGUCUACCUUCUAACUUGUCUUUUCUCCUUGGCUUCCUCCAACACUUAACUCCAAAGACAAUCACUUGCAGGAAAGUAACACGGUGGGAGGUUUUGUUCGCUGCGAGUUUGUAUGGCAACUGUAAUGAUGACGUCUGAAACAGUGUUAUAGAGAUAUUUACAGGCACAUUUAAUAAACCUUUUAAAGCGUUC